This is a messenger RNA of Dryobates pubescens (Downy woodpecker), 1057 nucleotides long. It is a transcript of the gene RAB3B, whose product is annotated as RAB3B, member RAS oncogene family. The record is from RefSeq and is a predicted model, not a curated record. Gene Ontology annotation, biological process: protein secretion; regulation of exocytosis; protein localization to plasma membrane. Lineage: Eukaryota; Metazoa; Chordata; Aves; Piciformes; Picidae. Gene Ontology annotation, molecular function: GTPase activity; GTP binding. Gene Ontology annotation, cellular component: plasma membrane; endosome; synaptic vesicle. Bases 95 to 754 code for a protein of 219 amino acids. The transcript is spliced from 5 exons.
CGGCUCCCGCCACGCGAGCAGCUGUCGCGGGACCCACACGGCUCGGCUCGGCUCGGCUCGGCUCAGCUUCGCUUCUCCCGCUCCUCUGCCUCAGAUGGCUUCAGUAACAGAUGCCAGAUACAGGCAGAAAGAUACUUCAGAUCAAAAUUUUGAUUACAUGUUCAAGCUCCUGAUCAUCGGCAACAGCAGCGUGGGCAAAACCUCCUUCCUCUUCAGAUACGCUGAUGACACCUUCACACCAGCCUUCGUCAGCACUGUGGGGAUUGACUUCAAGGUGAAAACAGUGUACAGGAACGACAAGAGGGUGAAGCUGCAGAUCUGGGACACAGCUGGACAGGAGAGGUACAGGACCAUCACUACAGCCUACUACCGAGGAGCAAUGGGCUUCGUCCUGAUGUACGACAUCACCAGUGAAGACUCCUUCAACGCAGUGCAGGACUGGGCCACACAAAUCAAGACUUACUCCUGGGACAAUGCCCAAGUGAUCCUGGUUGGAAACAAAUGUGACAUGGAGGAUGAAAGGAUUGUUCCUGUGGAGAAAGGGAAACAUCUGGCAGAUCAGUUAGGUUUUGACUAUUUUGAAGCUAGUGCCAAAGAAAACAUCAACGUAAGGCAGGUGUUUGAGCGCCUGGUGGACAUCAUCUGCGAGAAGAUGUCGGAGAGCAUAGAGUCAGACCCUGGCAGGGGCACCUCUGGCAGGGGCAUGCGGCUGACAGACAACCCCCCGCCGGCACAGCACAACUGCUCCUGCUAGAGACCUUGCUCCCCGGGGAAACAGCCUCCUGCUUCCGUCUCUCCGUUUGUGGUGAUGCGUUGUCAUGUAGCCCAAAAGGCAGAAGCCUCUGUUGUAGGAAACUGGUAUCUUUGUGGAAUGUGCUGGAGUGUUGAUGUUCUGUAUCUCCUCAUCCAAUCAACAAACCAACACCCCAAAAAUCUGAAUAAAUAUUGUGAGUGCACCUGGUGGUAAUCUUACACUGAAGAAGAGUUCUGUAUCUGGGCAGAGAGGAACCUAAUGAGGUUCAGCAAGGAUAAGGGCAGAGUCCUGCAGCUGGGAAGG